Megalops cyprinoides (Indo-Pacific tarpon) is the source of this 1638-nucleotide messenger RNA. Its product is annotated as rho-related GTP-binding protein RhoA-D-like. Gene Ontology annotation, cellular component: neuron projection. The record is from RefSeq and is a predicted model, not a curated record. The transcript is spliced from 5 exons. Bases 73 to 654 code for a protein of 193 amino acids. Gene Ontology annotation, molecular function: GTPase activity; GTP binding. NCBI's taxonomy places the organism in Eukaryota, Metazoa, Chordata, Actinopteri, Elopiformes, Megalopidae. Gene Ontology annotation, biological process: small GTPase-mediated signal transduction.
CACACUGCAGCAAGGGGUGACACCAGCCAAGGCAGGGAGAGUCGGGUUAAAAGCACAACAGCGGUCAGAGUGAUGGCAGCCAUCCGGAAGAAGCUGGUGAUCGUGGGGGAUGGAGCGUGCGGGAAGACCUGCCUGCUCAUCGUCUUCAGCAAAGACCAGUUCCCCGAGGUCUACGUGCCCACGGUGUUCGAGAACUACAUCGCCGACAUCGAGGUGGACGGUAAACAGGUGGAGCUGGCGCUUUGGGACACAGCGGGCCAGGAGGACUACGACCGGCUGCGACCGCUGUCCUACCCCGACACAGAUGUCAUCCUCAUGUGCUUUUCCAUCGACAGCCCUGACAGUUUAGAGAACAUUCCGGAGAAGUGGACCCCUGAGGUGAAGCACUUCUGCCCCAACGUCCCAAUCAUUCUAGUGGGAAACAAGAAGGACCUGCGGAAUGAUGAACACACACGCAGGGAGCUUGCCAAGAUGAAGCAGGACCCAGUGAAGCCAGAGGAGGGCCGGGACAUGGCCAACCGCAUCAGCGCGUUCGGCUACCUGGAGUGCUCCGCGAAGACCAAGGAUGGUGUGCGGGAGGUGUUUGAGAUGGCCACCAGGGCGGCACUGCAGGUCCGCAAGCGCAAGAAGAGAAGUGGGUGCCUGCUGUUGUGAGAGGGGUGUGGGUCGACGUCGGGUGACAACCGAAAGCAAAAGGAGGAGUUGCACUCACCAAACGCCAUCUUUGUACUGUAUCUUACAUUUCACGCAUAUAAGCGGGGAAUCGGAAAAAAUCACCAACACACAUUGAUCAAGGAAAGACUGGGCUGCAACACAGGUUCAAAACUGACAUUUUAACCGGCCUUUUUUUCUCUUCCCUUUUUUGGCACUAUGGGUCUUUUUUAUGUUGUUUUUCACCAGCAUAUCUUCCUAUUUGUACAAUUAUGAAAAGAUAAUAAAUGUAUGUAUGUGUAUGAGUACACUUAUCUUGGUCUCCCCUUCCACUACCGUGGUAUCAUAGAUUGGCUGCUUUAUCUGGUAUCAUGUCUACACAUGGACAGAGGGCAGGAUGACCCUCCUAAAACUCAUCUAUGACAAAACUAGGGUGCGAGGGUGAAAAUUAAUUGCUAAGAGUUGCCUCUGUCACCGUUAUGGUUUUGUGCGACGAUCCUGGUCCCACUGUUCCCCUUAAAAGGCUCCUUUGGGUCAGCAUGAAGAGGGGCGGUCAGCUGUGAGGCCACGCUGAUUCAGCCCAUUUCCUGUGGUGAUGACUGACUCCCCCUGCCAGCAGCCUGGGCUGGUAAUGAGGAGAGAAAAUGGGCUGUUGCCCGGGGGGGGCCCAGAGCAGCCACGUCCCCCCGACCCCCACAGCCGAGCUGAGCAAUCGCAGGGCCUCUGUUUGUCUGGGGAGGAGUACCUGCUGUGAGGAAAGCGGUCCUUAAACCCCACCCAGCCUGCUCUGCCACUCUGAUGGCAGUACCCAUCCACAAUGUCAUUUAUGUCUUUCCCAGCGUAUUCAUAGAUGAGCAAAUGGAGAAUCCUGACCUGAAAUACCUGAGCGCAUCAGAAGGUAGACUGAGAAAGAAGGGGCUGCUCCACACAUUUAAACGGCUUUAUCCAGGGGUGCCCAAUGCUCGUCUUUUUUUUUGGGUGGGGGGU